AUGAGUCAACUCAUGUGCACUCAACUUGCUCCAAAUCAAGCAUGGGCUAUAAUAUUACCACAUCUGGGGUUCCAGUAUUGUUUUGUUUUGUACGGAAUACUCAGUUUGGCGAGUCUCCAGCGUGCUCUCUCUGACCCUGAAGAUAUCGAAGGUGAUUUAGCAGCUGCCACAAACUAUCACGCCAGUGCAGUACAAAAGUUUCUAGCUGAACAGACUACGACCUGUCAACAUAGCGAUAAGGCUAUCGAUGCAAUGUUUUCCUUUUCCAUCAUCGACACCAUAUAUGUCUUGGCUACCUACGGCACGCUCUCUCGUCAAUCGGAGCCGACUUCUCGUCCUUCUCGUGUUCUUGAACUCGACUGGAUCCGCGAUAUUCGAAGCGUGAGAGCCCUACUCAAGCCUUUCAAUGACAAAUUACGAGAUGGCUGCCUUGGUGAGUUUGCAAACCUCAAGAUGUUUGAGGAUUGGGAUACGGGCCAUGUUAGUGGAGAUGAUGGCCUACUGAAUCUACGGGCAUCAUACCAGGGAUGCAAUUCUGCUGAUAUCGAGCUGUAUAACUCAACUGUUAAGCUUCUCAGUAGCUGUCGUCCUUACAAGAGCUCUCUGGGAGAUGUUGGUACAGACGAAGCAAGGCUCAGCAGACCAAAUCCGCAUUGGAUCACACCAUUGAUCUUCCUACAAGAGGUAUCAGAAGAGUUUAUUGACAGGUUGUAUCAGCGGCAGCCGCCAGCUCUCUUGAUCUUGUCCUUCUUUGGCGCAAUGCUAUCCGCGUAUGAUACUGUUUGGUUCAUGGAAGGAUGGGCAUUAGAGAUAGUAUCGGCCGUCGACUAUGCUCUGGGUGAUUAUUGGGCGCCUUAUACUACAUGGUGCCGCGAACAAGUUGCUAUGAACUUUGUCAGGUGGGAUAGUGGCAGUGAAAUAACGACGCCCAUCUAG
Messenger RNA from Fusarium pseudograminearum CS3096, 936 nucleotides. RefSeq lists its product as uncharacterized. Gene Ontology annotation, molecular function: DNA-binding transcription activator activity, RNA polymerase II-specific. The coding region runs from base 1 to 936 and encodes 311 amino acids. The transcript has a single exon. NCBI's taxonomy places the organism in Eukaryota, Fungi, Ascomycota, Sordariomycetes, Hypocreales, Nectriaceae. The record is from RefSeq and is a predicted model, not a curated record. Gene Ontology annotation, biological process: regulation of transcription by RNA polymerase II.